Molecule: messenger RNA, 2634 nt
Organism: Penicillium canariense
Lineage: Eukaryota; Fungi; Ascomycota; Eurotiomycetes; Eurotiales; Aspergillaceae
Product: putative RNA-binding protein (Nab3)
Exons: 6
Coding region: 1-2634 (877 amino acids)
Molecular function (GO): RNA binding
Source: RefSeq, a predicted model, not a curated record
AUGACGCCCAGUCCCCCUGAUGAAGCUCUUCACUUCCGCGGAAAGACACUGACUCCGGAAAGCCCGCGCCCGCUGCAUAUCCCGGAGCCAGCCAAUAUCCCGGUCCUGGAGAAUCAAAUGGACCCCAUCUUCAACGACACUUCCACCUAUCAACUCUCAGAAUAUUCUCAGGAACUCCUUCAGACGCUACAGGCACAAGAUGGAUGGUUGAAGGCUCCUCGGGAGGGCCAGGAUCUAGGUUCGGGACUGCGCAGGGACACUGGUAGCUUGCAGCGCGCGCCGAAUGAACAGCCUGUCGUGAAUGAUAUGCCUGCUUCGGCAGCAGAUUUCUACCCUUCCAAUCCUGCAGGGAUGGAGCAGCAGGCGGGCCACAUGAACAGCAUGAACAGCAUGAACAUGAACAGCAUGAAUCCCAACUUCGCCGUCUCACAUCCCAGUCACUCCUAUGCGCCCCCGGUUCUCCCGGUCUCCCAGGGCUAUGGCCCGGCAAGCGAGGUAGACAAUGCCGGCCACUCGAUCCCAUCCUCGAGGUUGCCCGAGCGCAUAGAUGAUGAACAGGGUGAUACGGGAUCUGGUGCUGCCGGGGUCAACUUCCAGACCCUGUUGGACAACCUCUCUCACCCCUCUGCCUCUGCCACUGCGGCAACCACCAACACCGCCCACGCCACGGAAGGCUCGUCCUUCCACCAAGCAGCUUCUGACGAGUCUCUCCAACCCGGUAUCCCAUCCGCGCUGGAUGCCCAGUCCGCGAACCUUCCUGCCCCUACGCCCUGGAUGAUAUCGCCUAUCAUCAAACCCUCCCCCCCCAACCCUACUCCCUCCGCCUAUGCAACGCAGUCAAGUAACAAUGCCCAUCAAAAUACCUCCGCGUCCAUACCCUCGGUCGCCCCCGGUACCGAGUCCGGCGUUGGCAACCUCCCCCCGCCGCCCAUGGCAAGUUUCCAGCAGCACACUGCUUCAUCGGGCGGCGAGUCGCAGGGCGCCCAGGAGGGCAUUGCCACGUCCAAGAAGGGCCGUCUCGAUAAGCAGCCAAUGCGAACUGGUAAAGUUGCCGACGAUGAUUCCCCCUGGGGCCCGGAAGUGCAAAAAAAGUACGAUGAGUUCCUCCACGAUGAGAGAAUCUACGUGACAGAAGGUCUCUGGGAUCGGUUCCCCAUGGGGUCCAGGCUGUUUGUCGGAAAUCUUCCCACCGAACGAGUGACCAAACGAGACAUGUUCCACAUUUUCCACAAGUACGGCAAAUUAGCGCAGAUCUCCAUCAAGCAGGCAUAUGGGUUUAUCCAAUUUCUGGAAGCGAGUGCGUGCCACGCGGCGCUACAGACAGAACAGGGCGCGUUGGUGCGAGGCAGAAAGAUCCACCUCGAGAUUUCGAAGCCACAAAGAUCGACAGCCCGACCUGGCCCCGCGGAGGCAUCUCGCGCUGCCCCGCCCCGUCGUUCCAGAUCGCCCGAGUUCAGCCGGACUGCUCCUGCACGCGGCAACGCGCGUGCUCCAGGCGAGCGGUAUGAUCGACCGCAUGAGUCCAGCCGGCUCCCAUUCAGUGAUUUCCGUGAUGAGCCCUCCCACCGCAGGCGUGAUGACUACCGCCCUCCUCGAUCCCCUUCGCCCCGACCUUUUCGGGCUCGGGAUGGUUACCGAUCGAGGGAUAGGACGCCGGAACGAUUUGAUCGCCGCGAGCGCAGACGCUCUCGAUCACCACGCUCUCCUCGUUCCCCCUACGCACGAGAUCGGCGGUAUCGGAGCCCUAGCCCGAGACCCCGAGGCAAUAAUGACGGGGAGGCAGACCUCCCAGUACCUCGCCGGGCACCACGAGACGUGCCGGAGGUGCAGAUCCUGGUUUUGGAAGAAGUUGAUCGGAACUACAUUCUCCAUGUGGAGAAUGCCUUUCGCAACCGUGGCCUGCGGGUAGAUGUGUUGGUGCUUGGCCCUCGCAUCCCUCUUGGCGCCGCCGUCCAUCGCCAAUUUGUCGAAGGCGUUCUGGCAGUCGUGCGGCUGUCUCGACCCAACCAGUUCUCCCGCAAGAUUCCUCUGCAGAUUUUCGAUCGAAGCGCGGGCCCAGACAAUGUCCGCUUCAGUGACUACCCCGAGGUUGAUCCCAAUAUUGCGGCGGAGGUCAUGUUCCACCAAGCCCAGGCUAUGCAACGCGGUCCGGCUCCCUCAUUCGCCCCCAACCCGGCCUUCGGUGUGCCCCCGAUGCAUCCCGUACCGAUACCCCAGCCAAGCAUACCCAGCAUGCCCGCUCUCUCGAACCCGCCAAACAUCGCCAACCUCAUCAGCACCCUGGAUGGUCCUGGCCUCCAGUCUCUGCUGUCAGCUCUCCAACAACGGCCAGGCCCCCAGCCCCAAGCCGUCUCGGCCGCCCAAUCACCUUUCUCGUCCCCCAAUCCCCCACCACCCGCCGAUCUGGCCAGUCUGUUGGCUAAUGUGGCUCGCCCUCCCAUGUCGGUCAAUCCACAACAACCACUUCCUCACCCAUCCUUUAAUCUCCAGCCUCCAAACCCCCCAAUGAUCACCGACCCGAACUUGCUCUCUCUCCUGGCCAAAGGCCUAGGGAACCAGCAACCACAGGGGCAGGCCCCAGUUGGUUCCAAUGUGCAGAACCUCAUGCACCAACUGAAUAAAUGGAAGCAAUGA